Messenger RNA from Anoplopoma fimbria (sablefish), 1150 nucleotides. RefSeq names its product guanine nucleotide binding protein (G protein), alpha 13b (gene gna13b). Gene Ontology annotation, cellular component: brush border membrane; heterotrimeric G-protein complex. Gene Ontology annotation, molecular function: D5 dopamine receptor binding; guanyl nucleotide binding; GTPase activity. NCBI's taxonomy places the organism in Eukaryota, Metazoa, Chordata, Actinopteri, Perciformes, Anoplopomatidae. Gene Ontology annotation, biological process: Rho protein signal transduction; adenylate cyclase-activating G protein-coupled receptor signaling pathway. Bases 14 to 1150 code for a protein of 378 amino acids. The record is from RefSeq and is a predicted model, not a curated record. The transcript is spliced from 5 exons.
AGUUGUUUCAAAGAUGGCGGAUUUCCUGCCGUCCCGCUCCGUUUUAUCUGUAUGUUUCCCUAACUGUCUCCUCACAAGUGGCGAGGCAGAACAGUUGCGGAAAUCCAAGGAGAUAGAUAAGUGUAUUUAUCGAGAUAAGACCUAUGUCAAACGGUUAGUAAAGAUCUUGUUACUCGGGGCAGGCGAAAGCGGCAAGUCCACUUUCCUCAAGCAGAUGCGCAUUAUCCAUGGGCAGGACUUCGAUCAGAAGGCCAAAGAAGACUUCAGAGCUACGAUUUUUAGUAAUGUUAUCAAAGGCGUUCGAGUGUUGGUGGAUGCUCGAGAGAAGCUACACAUCCCAUGGGGCAACCAGUCCAACCAGCGGCACGGAGACACCAUGAUGGCGUUUGACACCCGGUCGUUGAUGGCCCACGGUCACGGCAUGGUGGAGCCCAAGGUUUUCCAGCACUACCUGCCGUCUAUUCGGGCCCUAUGGGCCGACUGGGGCAUACAGAACGCCUACGACCGCCGCAGAGAGUUCCAGCUGGGUGAGUCUGUCAAGUAUUUCCUGGACAAUUUGGAAAAGCUCGGACACUCGGAAUACCUCCCCAGCCAACAGGACAUCCUCCUGGCCAGAAAGCCCACGAAGGGCAUCCACGAGUACAACUUUGAGAUUAAGAACGUGCCCUUCAAGAUGGUGGACGUAGGCGGCCAGCGCUCCGAAAGGCGGCGCUGGUUCGAAUGCUUUGACUCAGUCACUUCCAUCCUCUUCCUCGUCUCCUCCUCCGAAUACGACCAGGUGCUGAUGGAGGACCGACAGACCAACCGGCUGAGCGAGUCCCUCAACAUCUUCGAGACCAUCGUCAACAACCGGGUGUUCAGCAACGUCUCCAUAAUCCUGUUCCUGAACAAGACGGACCUGCUGGAGGAGAAGGUGAACCAGGUCUCCAUCAAAGACUACUUCCCCGAGUUCUCGGGCGACCCCUCGAGCCUGGCGGACGUCCAGUGCUUCCUGGUGGAAUGCUUUCGCAAAAAGCGCCGAGAACAGCAGCAGAAGCCGCUGUACCACCACUUCACCACGGCCAUCAACACCGAGAACAUCCGGCUGGUGUUCCGCGACGUCAAGGACACCAUCCUGCACGACAACCUCAAACAGCUGAUGCUGCAGUGA